Cyanistes caeruleus (blue tit) is the source of this 4677-nucleotide messenger RNA. NCBI's taxonomy places the organism in Eukaryota, Metazoa, Chordata, Aves, Passeriformes, Paridae. The record is from RefSeq and is a predicted model, not a curated record.
AAAUUGUAUUAUAAUAUAAAUAAAUUGUUUUAUUAUUUUGAAGGGGUUUCUACUAGAAAAUUUUGCUUGUGGGUGGUAUUUGCAAAAGAAAAAGUGGGUUUGGAUUUUUUUUGUUGUUUUUUCAUAUCAGUGCUCAGGUGCAGCAAUGCUGGGUGUGUUACAAAUGGACGGGGAAAAAAAAAAAAGAAGGUUCAAAAUUAGUCCAUAGAUCUGCUGAACUGGGAUGUCACGCUAAGAUCUGUGUUUGGGUAUUGCAUCAGGUAAAGGUAAAGGUUUUAUUCCAUGCUCUGGAAUGGGUGGUGUGUAUUCCCAGGAGAGGAAUGACAUACCACAUUAAUGGACUCUACAUGUCUGCUGUGCAGAAUGACUUCCACUGGGAAACCAGUUUCCACCAUGAUUUGAUUGAAUAAAGACUCUUGAUUCCCUUUAAGUGCAUGUGCUAACAAGAAAAAAGGGAGAACUACAAGACUUUGGCCUGUUCAGAAGUUGUCAACAAAGAAGAAAUGGUAUUUUUAAAGCUCUUCAAAAAUAUUUAAGUCUGUCUAUGAAUAGAAUUUAGCUGGUAAAAGUCCACCAGGCUCUUAUGUGUAAUUUAUCUUGCUUUCUUAAAGUUUACAAAAAGAUCUUUUUCUUGAGUGACCUUUGGAUUCUAACCAUUUAAUCAGCAGGCCAGACCUCAGCUGUGGAGUUGUGCUCUGAACAGCCUGGGCUCUGCACUGCUGGCAAGGGAGGCCAGCUGAACAAACCUGCAGUGAGACCCAGCUGAGGUCAACAGAUCCUCUCCUAAUGAGUGUAUUUGAAUGUGAUGUUGCAGUGUACUUCUGCCUGAGGUGUACCUGAACAAACUGAGCUUGUUAAUUAAUGAGGUCAUUUGGGUGGUAAGAAAAUGUACUUUCACAUUUUUCAGCCCUUAAUGGGGAAGGGAAAAAAAAAAAUGAAGUUAUUUGGAUGCUUACUUUGGAGUUCUUUUUUCCAGCUGUCUGAUUCUGUAGAGUGCACUUUAUUAAGGACGGCUGCACGUACCCAUGUGCUGAUCUGUAGCACUUCCAAGCCCAAAUGUAGCACAACAGUCGGUGCAGAUUGUCCAUUGACUCUUGAUGUCUGACCUGGAGAAUUGACUCUGAAGAGAAAACAGAGUUUUACCAGACUGCUGCGUUCAAAACACAAAUAAUUUGACGGGCAAAUGUUUUUCUGGUCAUAAUAUUGGUGCUAAAAUGUCACUGCCAUGUAAAAGAAGGGAAGAGUUAAAGUGCAGAGGAUGUGCUUAGCUGUGAUUAUAGGUGUUUACAGUAUUGUCAUUGUGUUAAACUGUCAAGAUUUGUGAGAUUUUGUGUUGCAGUUGUGCUUGACCCUAGAGUUCUUGCAUGCUAACCUAACGUAGAAGAUUAGCCUCUUUGCAUGCAGCUGGCUGCUGCUACUGCCGGGACAAGCAUGUUCUGUGAGAAUGCCAUAACUGCCCUGGCUGCAGCCCCUUCCCAGCCCCAGCUGGGCCUCCUGUCCUGUGACAGGCUGAAAAAGCUCAUUGAUGAACGGGAGUCCUUGCUAGACCAGAUUAAAAAAUUAAAGGGACAACUGGAAGAAAAGCAAAGGAAUAGCAAGAUGGAAAACACACAGUCUGAAGAUGAAGUUCUGGAAAAUGGGACAGAUAUGCACAUGAUUGACCUCCAAAGAGAUGCCAACAGACAGAUCAGUGAUCUCAAAUUUAAACUAGCAAAGUCUGAGCAAGAGAUAACAGCAUUGGAGCAGAAUGUAAUACGACUGGAAGGCCAGGUAGCCCGAUACAAAACUGCUGCUGAAAACGCCGAGCGAGUGGAAGAUGAACUGAAGGCAGAGAAACGCAAACUGCAGAGAGAGCUUCGUUCAGCACUGGAUAAAACCGAGGAACUGGAGGUCAGCAAUGGCCACCUGGUGAAGAGGCUGGAGAAGAUGAAGGCCAACCGGAGCGCUCUGCUGUCCCAGCAAUAGCCACCCCCUCCCACGGGAACCACCGCUCCUCGGAACCGGAACGACGCCGCAGCCGCUUCUGCGUCCUGCUGCCCGGGACGCUUCGUGUCAUUGCCUUGUGAGACCAGGCCACCCCAACACCUGCUCCGUGCCUCCCAGCCGGCGUCUCCCCGCGCAGAUCCAAGCCUCUGCUGCACUACAUCCAUAGGAGGAGCUGAUCCCAGCGGCUGUGCCCGCGGGAGCCCUUCCACGCCGAGCUCUGGGGACAUUCGAAGUACAACACAUAAGAAGCACAUGGAAUUCUCCAUCCACAGGGCACAGCAGCCAUUUAUUGCCAUUUAAAAUGGCACUCAAAGGAAAAAAAAAACACUUUGACUGGAAUUUUGUGUCUUGCUGAAAAUUUUAAAACAAACACUGUAAGUUUGGGACUUUUCUCAUGACAGUAUCUGUAAUUUAGUGACUACGGUAGAGUUAUUCAUAGUAGGUUUUUCAUUUACAAAUCACUGUGGAACCACAAGCCAUUACAAAGCAAAACUCCUUCAGUGGAAACCAUGGAAGAAGAUGGUCUUGGAAGCAAAAGUGACCUUAAAUGACUUUGCCAAUAAAACAAAUGUGUUCGGAGGGAUUUUUGCACCAGUAGAAUCGUGAGACUCUUUUAUUUCAGGGUAAAUAGGCAAUAGCUUCAUUGAAUUUUCAAUUCUUAUUUGUAUUAUUUAAUCCCUGCUCUUGAAGUAAAUGACUUUUAAAGGAUGUAAGGUUGCAUUAAUAAACCAGCAUAAGGCCGUGUUUUCAGAAAUGGUGGGGGUUUGCACUUAGAUCUCUCUCUUUGGUGCAUUUAUCAAAGCAACUGUCAUUUGCUUAAACAAAAUAUGUAAUGGGUUUUUUACAUCAGAAACUAUCUGCUGGUCCAUGGCCUACUAGGAAACGAUGCCGCUACGAAAUACAAGUCUGAUUUUUAAAAGAAUAACUGAUAAGUAAAGAAGCACUUUAGAAAAUAUUACUGCCUAUGGGUUUUCUACAGCUACGGAAGUAGCGAGUUAUUUCCUUCUAAGAUCAGUGCGGAGGUUUUCCACUUCUCACGCAGAACAGCGUGACCAGCUGAGACGCUGCGGGCGAUUCUCGCGUCUGUGAAAACGGCACAGGACUGGCACUACAGCUCUGGUUUGUCAGAACUCAUUCUGAAUGUACUACUCAAAGGAGAGCAGCAGCUACCCCAGGAAUAAAGCUGCCCGUCCCACCUCAGCCCUAACAGGAAAGCCAGUCCCUUCUGGGAUCUGCUCACGUGGUGAAGCAGCGUCUCCUGUCCCACGGGAGCGACCGCGACUGCCUCCAGAGGUUCUACCAAGCCAAAUCCAGACCCAGGAGAUCACAUUUCUUCCUAACUUGGUCUUCAGAACCUGCGAUCCAGGGCUUUCCCCAGCCUCCUCCUCGCAGGCGGGAGGUUAGAGUAGGAACCGCUGCUGUGUUCAACGCAAGGGGAUCGCUGGUAUCUUCCUCAAGCACCUUCACAAAUUAAAUAAACCAAAACCACUGUCUGAAUGUGUUUCUCUGGUUUGGCUAGAAAACAACACCCUCGUCUUCAUCUCUUCCCAAGUGCACAGUGAAAUUUAGGAAUCAAGUACUGAAAUUAUGAUUCCAGGAAAAAGAAGGCUUUUUUUGUGCCCCUGGGGAAUUAAGUAUGUCCUUGUUGAUGAAAUGUGGUGAAACGUGGGGAUGGAAGGAAUCUUUUUUAAUUAAAUUUCCGCUCCAGUUAGGGCUUCGGGUUGUUGUUUUUUGGGUGUUUUUUUACUUGUUUUUGAGAGGAACAUUCAGGUGCAGAGCCAGGUUUCUUGUGGAAUACCUCAAAAUGGCUGUGGAUACCAAUUUACAAUUUUCUGUGCUUGACUUGUGUAAUUUCUGGUGUACAAAGCCUCGGGGGCCUAACAAACCAGGGGUUUUCAGAAUGCAAACAAAACGUGCUAAAUACAACAUCUUACCAAUGGUAAGGUGUGUGAUUGCCACCAGUAAUCAUUUCAUUUGUGGAAAGCUGCCUCUCCUGGCAAGGCUCAGGAGAAACAACCCAGCAACCAAGCAUUGGUCCAAAAGGCAAAAAAAUAACACUUUGUUCAUCAAAAAAUAUUUAUCAUUUUGAAGUAGAUUUCAUCUCGCACCCCAUAAGCAUUAACUUCAUGACGGAAACCAGAUGUGUAUUUCAACCUGGAUAUGCUCUUAGUAGAAACCUUUGUGUGUGAUAAAGUAGGUGAAUGUUGAAGCCACGUUUCCCCCCCUCCCCCUAACUUUCAGUAUGACUUAGCGUUAGAAUAAGGGAAGAAAAAGAACUGGUUGGUUUACUGCAAACUGUUCUGUGUUUUUCUGUGAAGAAUGUACAACAACAGGGCUUUGAAUGGUGAUGAUAGCACAUGUCCCAGUCCUUUUAUUUGAGCCCCAAAUGAGAGCACCUUGGUACCCUGAGAGCGGGGCUGAGGUGGUGGCAGCCGGGCGAGGAACAGCUCCUGGGGGAACCAGGCUGGGUUUUUCUAGAACUUCUGUUUCAAUUUGUUAUCCUCUAUAUUAUUUUAAAAUGUUAAAUGAUUUUUAUCCUUUGCAAAUGGAAUGUUACCCAAAACGGUUUUGUUUUCGUUUCGGGGUUUUUUUUUUCUCCCAGUCGCUCUGUUAGGAGAUGUGAGCGUGGAAAAGGAAAUUCAUUAUGAGCAGAACUCGCCAAUAAAAUGUCACUUGUUUGGGUAGUUUUUA